AUGCCUGGACUCCCGACCAUUCCGCUCCCUCUUGCCGCACUACCCCAUGGCUUCCAACCCGGAGUACAAGCUCUCACUGACGCCUCCAACACCACCGCAUUCGACACCGGACUUGAUAUCCGAGACAUAUUCCUAGGAAUCCAGCGCUGCGUAGUCUGCGGAAGCAGAAUGGCAUUGCAUCACGCCCAUAUCAUCCCCAAGGUCGAAAGUGACACUUGGGCAGAGCUCGACGAGCACGAAUGGCUCCCUGAAAACGCAAAAAUCUCGGUCAAGCAUGAGCAGCGCAACGGCCUCAUGUUAUGCGCAACCCACCACAUCGCCUUCGACAGCCAUCAGUUCUUCAUCCGCUUCGUCCCUGGUCCUGACGGCGAUAUGCAGCGCGCUCGCUUCGUCUUCAUAAACUAUGCUGAGUUCAUCGAGUUCGUGCAUCUGCACUACAAGGCGAUCGCCCUGGACCCCCAAGACCGGUACUCCCCUAUCCCUAGCCUCUUCGUCAUCCAGGAAUGGCGUGUCCGUGGCCGCUACCCAUUCCGCAACACCACCCCAGACUGCCCGGACGACAUCAAGUGGGCAGACUGGAUCUCGUCCACUGGUAUCUUGCGCACGGACGGUGGGCCAGGUCAUUUCGCUCGCCCCAGUCCGCCACGUCCCACUCGCCGUACCCCGGCGCGCACAGCGCAGCUGCCUGCGCCCAUGGCCUCAGGCUCGGGCGGAAUGUCCGAGUCCUCAACGAGCCGUCCUCUCCCCCACAUCAACGACGCGAUCGCGGACAUCCUGGCAGCUCAGCGCAAGAUGCCUACGUGGCGUGCGUGCACGCUCGAGAACACGAGCUGGGAUGGAACGGCGGAUGAGAACAUCGAGAAGUAUGUCGCGACUGUAGGCCUUGAACACUCCGGCGCCCGUUAG
This is a messenger RNA of Epithele typhae, 906 nucleotides long. RefSeq lists its product as uncharacterized. The transcript has 3 exons. The record is from RefSeq and is a predicted model, not a curated record. The coding region runs from base 1 to 906 and encodes 301 amino acids. NCBI's taxonomy places the organism in Eukaryota, Fungi, Basidiomycota, Agaricomycetes, Polyporales, Epitheliaceae.